CAACAAGUACCACAGUGAGACCAUGUCACUGAGGGUAAAACCUGUCACUUCUUGGCAUUGAUAACAUUAGUCAGAUAUCUGAACUCCGAGAGACUGUACAGCCUGUGCUAAUAAGUUUUAAAGCACAUAAAACAUAGUGAUCCCAGCUAAGCUGGUUCACCAACCACCAUUAAACCCAUUGACAUGGUGGAGGACAAGUGAUGUCCAAAAAAUGAAAAAGAAUUUCAAACAGGUUUGGAGAAAGUUUAAAAGGGAGAGUACAAGACAGACAGUUAAGGUUAGGGGUAGAGUUUGCCUAUGUCUUUUCUUUCUUUGUAGAUCCCAUCCCUUAAAGAUCUCCAACCUGCAGCUAUAGCCUUCUCCCGUUAAAAGGAAUCAGAACAAGAACACAGCAAAGAUGUCCAAUUCCAGAAAAGUGGUCAAGUUAUUCUAUGAUAUCAUCUCUCCUUAUUCCUGGCUGGCAUUUGAGGUGCUGUGUCGCUAUAGAAAUGUUUGGAACAUCGACCUCAAAUUCAAACCGGCAUUUUUGGGAGGAGUCUUUCGAGGUUCAGGUAACCAGGAACCUGGGUUGGUCCAAAAUAAGUUUUCUUACAUGGUCACCGAUUUGAAGCAGCUGUCUGAGUUAUUUGGGGUUCCUGUGAAUCCACCUUUGCCUUGUAAAAAAGGCACUUUGAAUGUGAUGCGUUUUGUGACAGCUGUAGCUGAGAAAGAAGAAGAGAGAGGCGUGCUGGUGGAAAGAGUGUCUAGAGAGCUCUGGAAAAAUAUCUGGAGCACUCAUCAGGACAUUACCCACCCUGCUUCACUCACUGAGGCUGGAUUAAAGGCCGGUCUCUCACCACAUGAGGUGGAGGAACUUCUAAUUCUUUCCAAAUCUCAGCAAAUCAAAGACAAGCUGAAAAGUGUGACACAGGAAGCACUGGACUAUCAAUCUUUUGGCCUUCCAUUCAUUGUGUGUCACGUGAACGGGAAGGCUGAGGUCUUCUUUGGUUCUGACAGAUUUGAGCUCAUGGCCCAUCGAAUCGGGGAGAAAUGGGUGGGACCUCAUCCUGUCAAAACCUUAAGCGAAAAUGUGAUCACUGCUCCACCUUAUGCGUCAGAGUAACUACUGCGCAGCCAUCUUUAGAAUUCUGGGUUUGAAAUUUUGUGGCAGCUUUGUAUGAGCUCUGUAUAUUGCAUCACUGUUCAAUAAAAAAGUUACUAAAGUUA
Molecule: messenger RNA, 1206 nt
Organism: Carassius gibelio (silver crucian carp)
Lineage: Eukaryota; Metazoa; Chordata; Actinopteri; Cypriniformes; Cyprinidae
Product: glutathione S-transferase kappa 1-like
Exons: 8
Coding region: 398-1102 (234 amino acids)
Biological process (GO): glutathione metabolic process
Cellular component (GO): peroxisome; mitochondrion
Molecular function (GO): glutathione transferase activity; glutathione peroxidase activity
Source: RefSeq, a predicted model, not a curated record